This is a messenger RNA of Callithrix jacchus (white-tufted-ear marmoset), 7971 nucleotides long. It is a transcript of the gene TRIM23, whose product is annotated as tripartite motif containing 23. The record is from RefSeq and is a predicted model, not a curated record. Gene Ontology annotation, molecular function: GTPase activity; zinc ion binding; GTP binding. Lineage: Eukaryota; Metazoa; Chordata; Mammalia; Primates; Cebidae.
AGAUGCCCCGCCCCCGCCACACCCCCACCCCCAGUUUACACCUUGGCUGGUUUAGGAUUCGAGAGAAAUCAUUACAGGAGCGGGAGUUUCACCCCAGAACUUUAAUUCUGUUUUAUCUCUCCUUUUUUUUAAACCUUUUUUCCAGCAGUUGCAGACUACGUAAUGAAAAAUAAAAAAGUGCCCAUGCGCAAGGUUGUGCAACGAAACACCCCACGACUGCCGGCAGGCGGUGUUAAGAGUCGGCUAAGCGGCGCCCCGAGUCCUACUGCGCCUGUGCGCCGAUGGCGUGCGCAGAGGCUUCUGGGUAGGUAGCUCAACCCCGCCUCUCAGUUGAGGAUUCUGAGGGCUGCAUCUGUGGCGCUGCUCCGACGAGGAUGGCUACCCUGCUUGUAAACAAGCUUGGAGCGGGAGUAGACAGUGGCCGGCAGGGCAGCCGGGGGACAGCUGUAGUGAAGGUGCUAGAGUGUGGAGUUUGUGAAGACGUCUUUUCUUUGCAAGGAGACAAAGUUCCUCGACUUUUGCUUUGUGGCCAUACAGUCUGUCAUGACUGUCUCACUCGCCUACCUCUUCAUGGAAGAGCAAUCCGUUGCCCAUUUGAUCGACAAGUAACAGACCUAGGAGAUUCAGGUGUUUGGGGAUUGAAAAAAAAUUUUGCCUUAUUGGAGCUUUUGGAACGACUGCAGAAUGGGCCUAUUGGUCAGUAUGGAGCUGCAGAAGAAUCCAUUGGGAUAUCUGGAGAGAGCAUCAUUCGUUGUGAUGAAGAUGAAGCUCACCUUGCAUCUGUAUAUUGCACUGUGUGUGCAACGCAUUUGUGCUCUGAGUGUUCUCAAGUUACUCAUUCUACAAAAACAUUAGCAAAGCACAGGCGAGUUCCUCUAGCUGAUAAACCUCAUGAGAAAACCAUGUGCUCUCAGCACCAAGUGCAUGCUAUUGAAUUUGUUUGCUUGGAAGAAGGUUGUCAAACCAGCCCACUCAUGUGCUGUGUCUGCAAAGAAUAUGGAAAACACCAAGGUCACAAGCAUUCAGUGUUGGAACCAGAAGCUAAUCAGAUCCGAGCAUCAAUUUUGGAUAUGGCUCACUGCAUACGGACCUUCACAGAGGAAAUCUCAGAUUAUUCCAGAAAAUUAGUUGGAAUUGUGCAGCACAUUGAAGGAGGAGAACAAAUCGUGGAAGAUGGAAUCGGAAUGGCUCACACAGAACAUGUACCAGGGACUGCAGAGAAUGCUCGGUCAUGUAUUCGAGCUUAUUUUUAUGAUCUGCAUGAAACUCUGUGUCGUCAAGAAGAAAUGGCUCUAAGUGUUGUUGAUGCUCAUGUUCGUGAAAAAUUGAUUUGGCUCAAGCAGCAACAAGAAGAUAUGACUAUUUUGUUGUCUGAGGUUUCAGCAGCCUGCCUCCAUUGUGAAAAGACUUUGCAGCAGGAUGAUUGUAGAGUUGUCUUGGCAAAACAGGAAAUUACAAGGUUACUGGAAACAUUGCAGAAACAGCAGCAGCAGUUUACAGAGGUUGCAGAUCACAUUCAAUUGGAUGCCAGCAUCCCUGUCACUUUUACAAAGGAUAAUCGAGUUCACAUUGGACCAAAAAUGGAAAUUCGGGUGGUUACAUUAGGAUUGGAUGGUGCUGGAAAAACUACUAUCUUGUUUAAGUUAAAACAGGAUGAAUUCAUGCAGCCCAUUCCAACAAUUGGUUUUAAUGUGGAAACUGUAGAAUAUAAAAAUCUAAAAUUCACUAUUUGGGAUGUAGGUGGAAAACAUAAAUUAAGACCAUUGUGGAAACAUUAUUACCUCAAUACUCAAGCUGUUGUGUUUGUUGUAGAUAGCAGCCAUAGAGACAGAAUUAGUGAAGCACACAGUGAACUUGCAAAGUUGUUAACGGAAAAAGAACUCCGAGAUGCUCUGCUCCUGAUUUUUGCUAACAAACAGGAUGUUGCUGGAGCACUGUCAGUAGAAGAAAUCACUGAACUACUCAGUCUUCAUAAAUUAUGCUGUGGCCGUAGCUGGUAUAUUCAGGGCUGUGAUGCUCGAAGUGGUAUGGGACUGUAUGAAGGGUUGGACUGGCUCUCACGGCAACUUGUGGCUGCUGGAGUAUUGGAUGUUGCUUGAUUUUAAAUGCAGCAGUUGUUUGAAGUUUUGUGGUUAAGAGUAACUUUGCACAUAAUAUGUUGUAAGAAAUUACACAUCUUGAAAGAUGAUAAUUUAGGAUGUAUAUAUGUGUAUAUAUAUAUAAAGGAAUCUUGGAUUGGGAAUUCAGUACAUUAUUGCUUUAGAACAUUGUGGCAAAUUAAAUUUCUAAUUGAGUGGAUUAGAUUGAAUUAAAUAGAAAUUUGUUGAACAUACAUUCUUUUUAAAAGUAUAUUUGUUAUUUAAGUUUUUCAGAUUAUAUGUAACCAAUAUACUGGGAAAGAGGUAGUCACAGAGAAAGGGUAGUGAAGGUUUAUUCUUUCAGUGAAAAAAGAAUAGCCAAUUGAGUGCCUAAUGAGACCUCUGCGUGAAGCAAGUUAAGUAUAGCUUCUUCUUUAAUCUGCCUUUUCACUGAAGGUUGGCAGUAUUUACUAGUAGAAAUGGCAGUUGCUUAAUGAAAUAGAAUCCAAACUACAUCUUUGGAUAAUAGGAUUACUUUACAUUUAUGUUCAAAGUUAACAGAACACCUUUAAUGCUAAGAACUAUAAGGUAUAUAAAAUUAAUACUUUAUAUAGUGUUUUAUUAAAACUUUUUCCUAAAGCAUUUUGUAUAAAACAGUGAGACAGAAUGAAAUAUUACCUAAUUAGGCUUGUCAGAUUAGUAAUAAACUGAAGAACAGUAAUAAAACUGUGCAAGUAGUUGGAUCUUCAUUUAUGAAAGACCCAUUUCCAGGACUGAUGCUAGGCUUACAUACAGUUUCCUAGGUCAGAACUCUAAAUUGGUCCUUCUAUUUUUCAAUAUACUUAAAGUAGUAUCUCUAAUAUAAUAUUGUAUCCUUUGUGGGAAUGACUAUAGGUAAAAUGUAGUAAGUUACACAGAAACGGGGGCGGCUUUAUUUAUGUAAAAGCUAGUGACCUAAAUAGAAAACGAACUCUUCCUUAAGAGUUGUUUGUACAGUGGGGAAUGCUUAUUACUUCAAACUAUCUCCCAAAAUAAGUGCAUUUAUUUUGACAGUAAAACUUAAGGCUCUUCAUGACAAGGCCUUGAAAAGUCCACUUAAGAGGAAAAAUGUCUAAAGGAAAAAUAUUCCAAAAGUUUACAUUAAUUAUUCAGUGUUGUGAGUAAAUAAAAAUUUGUGGUCUUUAUGGUUUUUCAUUUUUAAAGGAUACUCUCUUAUUAUGGAAGCAUGAUUUAUUUAAAUAGGUACAUUGAGACUUUGGCUUUUUUAAAAAAUGUUCUGAUACUUUAGGAAGAAGUUAAAUCUUAUCAGUUUAAUUGUUAUAAGGUCAGUGAUGUCUCAUAACAAGGUAUGACUUUUAGGUACUCUUUUGGUUCAGUCUUUUAAAAUCCAUUUUUAUUUGUUUAAAAACAUUAAAACUUUUAGAAAACAAAGCAUUACGAAAAAGCCUGUCCGUGAUAUGGGCAAUAUGUAAAUAAGUAAAUAUAAUAUUUCAUCCUUUAUUUUUCAGGUAAAUGGUCAUGCUGUUACAAGUAUAGUUUGUGUGCAUAAAUAAUACUUCUGAAUUAAAUUAUUUAAUAUUUGACUGAUUUCAAUAACUGAAAAAUAAAAAACGUGUUGCAUUGCUUGUGAGAACUUGAGCUGUUUUCUCUACUAGUUAAUUGAAGAAAAAAUGUGUAACACUAAGAUGAACUUGCUUCCCUUGUUAUUUCAUCAAUUUUGCUAAACUUUGUAAUGUACAUUCUUAGCAUAUAACUGAACACAACUUAAAAAUUGUGCUUACACCUGAUUAUAAUGUAUAUAUAUAAUGGUAGAUGUGAUUCUUUUUUAAAGAAAUACUUUUCUCAAGCUCCCAUUACUAUUUGUGGUUGUAUUCUUUCACUAAUCAUUGGUUAAGAUUGUGCUAGUCUCCCCUGGGAAACUAAGACAGCUAUUUUAAACAUAGUGUAUUUGAAUUUUUCUAGUAUCUCUGAAUUUCUGUGUUAAGUCUAAAUAUUACUGUAUGAUUAUAUAAAGCAGGUAUAUCAAGUGUAUAGCCCUGGUAUAUAAUUCAGGAAUGCUUUAUAACCAUCAGAAGCCAUUAUCUGCACUACAUAUAUGAUCAGUAGAGACAGCAAUAAAGAUCAUUUUAAAGAAGUCCCAUCAUUAUUCUUAAAAAUCUUCUUAAGAUCAUUUUAAAGAAGUCCCAUCAUUAUUCUUAAAAGUCUUUCUUGAACCAUCUAUCUAGUAUUAUUGCCAGUAGUAACCAAUUUAAAAAGUCAUUAUUUGUGCUGUAGUUAAGAGAGAAAAUAAAACAAAAUAGGUAGAGAUUGACAUGCCCGUCAAAUUUGAGAUGUAGUUCAUUUGAUAAAGCAAAAUUUUAGAAAUAACAUUUUGAAUUAGCAACAUAGGCCACAUUUACUGAUGAGAACAGGUACUAUACUUGGUCUUAACUUUACCUGAUAUUAGCCAAAAGGCUGAGCAGUGAUGUGUAGGCCACAUUUAAAUAAUAUAACCAUAGUGUUUUGAAGUGGAUUAGAGCUACAGUUUUGCAUUGAACAAAGUGAAACUGUUAUUGCCAUUUAAAUUUUAAAUGUAAACUUCUUUCAUAAGAAAAGAUAGCAUUUUAAAUGACCAUUGUAGAAAAUGGCUUGUAAAACUUAGCUGUAGCUCAUGAACUAAUAUUGCUAAGAGAAGGACUUUUUAUGUAACAUUGGGAUACUUCUAAAUUGGCAAAGUGGUAACAGGGAAGAAGACAGCUGUAUUCUUCCCUAAAAGAAUAAAGAAUGAAAAGGAUUAGUGAAUAAGAUGAAAUUGUAUCCUGAUUUUUAUUAUUUAUUUUUUUUGAGACAGAGUCUCGCUCUGGAGUGCAGCGGUAGAGUCUCACUCAAGCUGGAGCGCAGUGGUGUGAUCUCAGCUCACUGCAACCUCUGCUUCUCAGGUUCAAGCAAUUCUCUGCCUAAGCCUCCUGAGUAGCUUGGGUUUACAGGUACCCGCCACAAUACCCAGCUAAGUUCUGUAGUUUUAGUAGGAUGGGGGGGUCUCACCAUCUUGGCCAGCAUGGUCUGGAACUCCUGACCUCAUGAUCCCCCUGCCUUGGCCUCACAAAGUGUUGGGAUUACAGGCAUGAGCAACCACGGCUGACCAAAACAUGCUUUUAAAAAGACAUGGACAAUGUAUGUUUUUAGGUCUGCCAAUCAGGUUAAGUUUUUGACAUUAAUGGAAAAAUUCAUUAGUCAAAUAUGGUUUCACUCAAAGCAAAAUAAUUGUAUUUGUUGGGGAAUGAGGCAUCAUCACAACUUGGUGGCAAUAUUACCAAAAAUUUAGAUUGUUUUUAGGAAUGAAUAAAGGCAGGUAGGUAAGUCUAAACAACUAAAAUUAGAAACAAUAAAUUGAAAAGUCAUUUUCCUGUCCAACUUUAAGUUCUACUUUUAAAAAAGAGCAUACAUUACAGCAGCACAAUCUAGCAUAAUCUCCUAUCUCACAAGUUUGUAGCAAAGAAUCCUGCUGAUCAAUAGAAGGAAAAGUGUAAGCAGAUUUUAAACUUAAGAAUAUAAAUUCCCUAAACAGGUUUUUCAGCAUAUUCUUCCUAUAAGUUUCUGAAAGAAUCUUUCUGGAAAUGAAGCAGUGGGUCUUUUUUGUUUUUUUGAGACGGAGUCUUGCUGUUGCCAGGCUGGAGUGCACUGGCAUGAUCUUGGCUCACUGCAACCUCUGCCUUUCAGGUUCAAGCGAUUCUCCUGCCUCAGCCUCCCAAAUGCUGGGGCUACAGGCAUUUGCCACCAUGCCCAACUAAUUUUUGUAUUUUUAGUAGAGACAGGGUUUCACCAUGUUGGCCAGGAUGGUCUCAUAUCUCUUGACCUUGUGAUGUGCCUGCCUCAGCCUCCCAAUGUGCUGGGAUUACAGAUGUCAACCACCACGCCCAGCCACAGUGGGUCUUAAUAGUUAUGAAGUAAGUUAUAAGGGUCAGUGAAAAAAUCAGUAUAAGAAUUUGCACUCAUAUUGUUUUACUGCUCCAAUUUCUACUAAUCUCUAUUAUUAGAUACCAAAAUUUUUAUGUAUAUUUCUUAAUGGUGUAUUUACUAAAGACAUACUAUUACUUGAGGACAGAAACAAUUGUUUACCUAUGUUAGAAAAAUAAUCUGAAACAGUAAAUGAGCCUGCAUAUAAAACCAAGGAUUCAGAUAUCCACUUAUUCGGAUACUUUAUUUUAAAGAAUAUUUCAUAAAUAUUAAGGAAUGUAAGACUUUGACCAAAGUGACUUCUUGUUUAUUGAGGCUUACUGAACCCCAAUAUAUCAUGUUUUUUUAUACAUACAUAUCUAUGCUAAAGUUUAAUUUAUAACUUAAGACAUAGUAAGAGAUUAACAACAAUAAAAUAGAACAACUAUAGCAGUAUUCUGUAAUUAAAGUCAUGUGAAUGUGAUCUUGCUGUCUGAAAAUACUGCAUUGUACUCACCUAGUUUUGGAUUGUGGUUGACAGUAGAAAGAAAACCAUGGGAAAGGGGGGUGGGGGAGAUUACUGUAAUUAUUUAAUACUUAAUUUGAGGCUCAUUACAAAUUACCUGUAAUGAGUGUUUCCCUGAAUUUAGUCUAUUUCAAUUUGUUACCUCCCAGGAUUAGAAAUAUUGCAAGAAAAAUCAAAGGUAAUUUUUAAAAAAUAGCUUUUAAUGAAAAAUACAAAAAUAUUGUAUCUUUGAAACAUGAUCUGCAUAUUCAGCAAGUCAUAAAAUAAUUGUUUAAUAUUGCAUUUUUAUCUGCAAGUACAUUAAAGCAAAUCUUAUUUUACUUCACAGUAAUAUUUAUGAUGCUGACAUCCUCAUAGGGCUUAUCUGUUUUGGGAUUGACUUUGACAUUGGAGAUCCUCUGCACAACUUCCAUUCCUUUAGUCACUCGUCCAAAUACUGUGUGCUUAUUAUCAAGCCAAGGCUGUGUUGGACGACAAAUGGAAAAUGUUGGUAAAUCCCAAUAAAUUAUACCCUCCGGUUGAGCAAAUUAAAGAGAAUUUAAGUUUACCCUUCCCUUUGAUAUUUAUUUAAAAAGAAGUAAAAUAAUUUCUUAACAAUAAAAAUGUUGCAGCUUUUAAAAGUCAUUUCCAGUUUGUUAAAAAAUAGUAUAAUGUUUAAUUAAAUAUCUACAUCUUUCAGACCAAAGGGAACUGGAAGAUCUUUCCUAAAGAUCUUCACAUGGCUUAAACAAUUGUGGCUAAGUCUUUAAAAGGUCUCUGCAGGACUCUUCCUGAAAAAUUUAUUCAGAGGCAGUUUGAAAUAGUUUAAGCAGCACAUGCUUUGGUAUGAGACAGAUGGGCGUUCAAAUGCUAGCUUGGCUACUUACUUGACCUUUUGGUAAGUUAAUCAUGUCUCGAUGUUUCCUCAUCUAUUACUGAAAACUGGGGAUACUGAUACUGGAAGUACUGUCAAUGAGACUAUGUUCCUGGCAUAUGGUAGUUAUAUAUAUUUUUCCUUUAUUCAUCGCUUAGUGCUUAAUUCCAAAACAAAAAGUAGGUAACUUUUAUAAUUUUGUAUUAUUGUAUGGCAAUAGAGCUAGAGGACCUUACACUAUAUUUCAUCAAAUCCAAAAUGCCAUUGAUUAUGAGUUGUAUUCUGAUUUCAGACCUAAUAAAAUGUGGGGGAAACUGUAUUAAAUUGUGAAUUCAUAUACUCUAAUCCCUAUAUUCUAAAGAUGAGGAAAUGGGCCCAGAGAGGUGUAAUAAUCAGUAGAGGCAGAGUUGAGAUUGAAACUCAAGUAUUUUGAAUCACACUCCAUUGUACUUCUUGCUAUAAUGGAAGUAUUAUUUUACCAAUUCUAAACUGAUUUGUCACAUAGUUUUAUAUUUUAUUCUCUAGAUCAUUUUCGUUUUUGUAUUCUGGCCGAUGAUAUAAAUAAUGCAGAAAAUACAGAAUAAUGCAGCUCUUUCUUA